Molecule: messenger RNA, 2426 nt
Organism: Acanthopagrus latus (yellowfin seabream)
Lineage: Eukaryota; Metazoa; Chordata; Actinopteri; Spariformes; Sparidae
Product: carbohydrate sulfotransferase 15-like
Exons: 8
Coding region: 415-2001 (528 amino acids)
Biological process (GO): hexose biosynthetic process
Molecular function (GO): N-acetylgalactosamine 4-sulfate 6-O-sulfotransferase activity
Source: RefSeq, a predicted model, not a curated record
CCCACCGUUCUUAUCGAGGAGCCGGUGUGAAAGAGAAACAGAGGAGAAAGAGAGAGAGGGAGGCUGUCACAGCGAGCGGAGGAGACUCUCCACAACUUGUUCGCAUGUAACCGGCGGCUGAGCAGCGGAAGAAAUCAUUAUUAUUACGCGGACUUACAAAUGCCAUUAAUCCCGUGACCGGCGACCGGAAUGGAAAUACGCGAGCCGGCGGUGAGAAGAAGUAGUUUGAUCCGGGUGGUUGUGUGAGCGCUGCAGGCUGUGAGAAGAAACUCAUGGCACAUGUCAGUGGAUGAUGUGGGCUGUUCUUCACAACUCAUCAUGGAUAUCAACUGUGGGCCAGUCCCCCGUCCUGAAACCUCCUGUCUGGCCAGCUCCCGCUCCAUAACGCCUCCCUGCGUCUGAGCUGUUGACACCAUGACGCAGAUGGACUACAAAUACAGCCUGCUGGGCUCCACAGUGGACGACUACCGCAAGAGGCCCCUGCUCCUGCAGGUGGAUGACACGCCCAUGAACCUGUUUGCCGUUCUGGAGGUGAAACGGGAGCUGCCGAGGCGCUGGUCCACCCUGGGCUGCUUCCGCAAGAUCCGGCUCUACACCUUCCUGUUUGGCCUGGCCGUCAUGUUCCUCAUCAUGGCUUCUUACAUUCUGACCGGUGACAAGAAAGGCUUACUCCUCACACCUUCGCCCUACCACUUCAGCAGCCUGGUCAGUCCGGGACCUUUUGCCUUCAACCUCUCAUCAGUCAAGGACUACGCACAUAUCAAACUGGUGGUCAAGUCCAUCACGUCCAAGGUGGAGUUUCGAAGCAGUCGGCAGCUCCCGGAGCUCAAGGCACUAGUUAACAGCGAGCCACAUAUGUUUUCUGUCAUCCCCCGCAAAUUCCUGCCCACUGUCAAGAACCCCUGCUGGUACGAGGAAUACACUGGGAAUAUCACUUCAGACCCGUACAGGACAAACUUGUAUGCACGCUACUCGAGGCGCUUCCGGACGGUGUUUCAGCACUUGAGGAACACUUUCCGAGAACACUUGUUUCACCGCGACGGGAGGCUCUACCGCAUGCGAUGCCUUCCUUAUUUCUAUAUCAUUGGCCAACCAAAGUGUGGCACGACAGACCUGUAUGACAGACUGAGGCUGCACCCUGAUGUCAAGUUCACUACUUUUAAAGAGCCACACUGGUGGACCCGCAAGAGGUUCGGUAUCAUCCGUCUGAGUGAGGGCUUCCACGAUCGAUACCCAGUGGAAGACUACCUGGACUUGUUCGAUCAGGCAGCUUACCAGAUCCAGGGCAACCUCACAGCAAACGCCAGCGGAAGCCCCAACCAACCGAACAUCAUCAUAGGAGAAGCCAGCGCGUCCACCAUGUGGGAUAACAACGCCUGGGUGUAUUUCUAUGACAACACCACAGAGGGAGAGCCUCCCUACCUCAUCCAGGACUUCGUCCACGCCCUGCAGCCCGACGCCCGCUUCAUCGUCAUGCUCAGGGACCCGGUAGAAAGGCUCUACUCCGACUACCUUUACUUCGGUAUUGCCAAUAAGUCUGCAGAGGAUUUCCACGAGAAGGUGUCGGAGUCGCUGCAGUUAUUCGAGGGGUGCCUUACGGAGUACACAAUGCGCUCCUGUGUGUACAACACCACUGUCAACAACGCCAUGCCCGUCAGAUUGCAAGUUGGCGUGUACAUUGUGUACUUAAUGGACUGGCUGACCGUCUUCAGCAGGGAACAGAUUCUGGUCCUGAGGUUGGAAGACCAUGCCUCUAAUAGGAAAUACACAAUGCACAAAGUCUUUGAUUUCCUCAACCUGGGGCCGCUGACAAAAGAGAAAGAGUCGGAGAUCACAAGGAGCCCGGCGUCAAACACGAGGAGGCCGGCUGACAAAAACCUGGGGCCCAUGCUGCCCAUCACUAAGGAGAUCCUGCGGGAUUUCUACACGCCGUUUAACGAGAAACUGGCCAAAGUGCUGCGGAAUGACUCCUUCCUCUGGGAGAACAGCUCCAGACUCUGAACAUCCCACCUCCUCCUUUUACUUCAGUUACAAAAAAAAGAAAAGAAAAAGGAAACCACUGAUGCGUCAGCCAGCUCCUUUCGUUUGAGCUUCAUCUCUCUCAAGUGCCCAUGGAAAUCAAUGUCUCUCUUUUUUUUUUUAAAUCUAAAUUAUUUUUUAAGUUAUAAAAGCAGAGAUGAAUGAAAGAUAGAAAAAUAGCACAAGGGGAGUGUGGGGAUUUUGUGGUGUGUGUGUGUGUGUGUGUGUGUGUGUGUGUGUGUGUGUGUGUGUGUGUGUGUGUGUGUGUGUGUGUGUGUUUGAGAGAGAGAGAGUGAGUGAGUGAAUACAUGAGAGAAAGAUGUCGGCAGGUCUUGAUUGUUUUUUUCUUUGUGUGUGUGAACAGAUGUACAAUAUUAAAAUAGUGAAUUCAAAGCUGUUAAAGCAGA